This is a messenger RNA of Brienomyrus brachyistius, 6785 nucleotides long. It is a transcript of the gene mib2, whose product is annotated as MIB E3 ubiquitin protein ligase 2. The transcript has 19 exons. Gene Ontology annotation, biological process: protein ubiquitination. Gene Ontology annotation, cellular component: cytoplasm. The record is from RefSeq and is a predicted model, not a curated record. Lineage: Eukaryota; Metazoa; Chordata; Actinopteri; Osteoglossiformes; Mormyridae. Bases 1129 to 4266 code for a protein of 1045 amino acids. Gene Ontology annotation, molecular function: ubiquitin-protein transferase activity; protein binding; zinc ion binding.
GGGACCCGGGUUCGAGUCUCCGCCUGGGUCACAUGUGUGUGGAGUUUGCAUGUUCUCCCCAUGUCGUCGUGGGGUUUCCUCCGGUUUCCCCCCACAGUCCAAAAAACAUGCUGAGGCUGAUUGGAGUUGCUAAAUUGCCCAUAGGUGUACUUGUGAGAGUGAAUGGUGCGUGAGUGUGCCCUGCGAUGGGCUGGCCCCCCAUCAUGGGUUGUUCCCUACCUCGUGCCCAUUGCUUCCGGGAUAGGCUCCGGACCCCCCGUGACCCAGUAGGAUAAGCGGUUUGGAAAAUGGAUGGAUGAUAAUAAUAAUACAGUAUUAAAGUACCUACACGCGGAAGUGUGCUGUUCUUCGAGCGGACGAACCCCUGAAGCUGCAUGAUGUUCUCAGUAGCGUCACAAAGUACCGCUCGUGUUUCUCAAGCUGUUGUAUUUAACCUGAAUUUUUGAUAUAUUGGGUCUUAUGGCAGUCCAUCUGUAGGUACGAAUUGUCUGUAAGUUGAAUACCCAUAAACCCGGAGGCCGCCUGUGUGUCUGAUGGUGCUGUAUGUUACUACGAGCACCGAGGUGUAAACCGGGACGUCAGUGGCAAAGUGAGAUUCAUAUCUGUGAUGGAUCGUAAAUUUGUCGCUGCACUCCUCUGUGUGAUGUGAUGAAUGCGGCUAUUCAGGAGAGCACGCAGCUUACAGUUCAGUCUGGCUACAUUUGUCAGGGAUAUGGGCAGAGUGGGCGGGAUUAACGUUCCCUGUCAAUCACUGUUUGGUAUCUGGUGAAGCAGCCAAUAGGAAGCAGGUUUAGAGCAGUGAUUGACAGCCUGUGAUUGUCCCACCUGCUCUAGGUUCUAAACUUCAGAGAUAAUUCUCAGGGAAACCAGCGCAUGUCCACAUGAGAGAAAAAGAGGGGCCACUAAUCCAACGCAUUUUUUUAAGCAUUGUUUGCAUAGCCAGUUAGCCCCCUGCCACCCCCCUCCCCUCUAUUAAACAAACAAACAAGCUGCUGGUUUAAAUUGGAGACCAAAGUCCUCACCAGUACAAACAGAGCUGAAGCAUCCUGCUGCUGCUGGUUUGGCCGGCUGAUCUUUGAACUGCGAUAGGAGUUCUGGGGGGGACUCCUGCUGGUCACGUCAGACGAGAUGGGCGGCCGGCGGCGCGGCACGUUCCAGACCGGCCCGGCAGACGCUUUUCGGAAGAUGAUGCGUAGCACCCUGAAGCUCAUGGGCAUUUCCUCAGAACUGUCUUCAGAAACUUCGCUCCCCGCAGCCCCGGCCCGGCCCGGCCUGGGCCACGCCCGCCCGCCCCCCCCAAGGCCCAGGAGUCGCGGUGCCGAGCCUGCAGGCUCCCCACAGCACGCCGGCAUGGAGGUGGGCAUGCGAGUGGUGCGUGGCGUUGACUGGAAGUGGGGCAACCAGGACGACGGUGAGGGCCAUGUGGGCACGGUGGUGGAGGUUGGUCGACAGGGCAGCACCACUACACCCGAUAAGACCGUGGUGGUGCAGUGGGACAGCGGCACACGCACCAACUACCGUACCGGCUACCAGGGAGCCUAUGACCUGCUGCUCUACGACAACGCCCAGAUCGGGGUGCGCCACUCCAACAUCAUCUGCGACAGCUGCAAGAAGCAUGGCAUCAUGGGCAUGCGCUGGAAGUGCAAGGUGUGCUUCGACUACGACCUGUGCACGCAGUGCUACAUGAACAACAAGCACGACCUGAGCCACGCCUUCGAACGCUACGAGACGGCGCACUCCCAACCUGUGAGCCUACCGCCCCGACAGAACCUCUCCAGGAUCAUCCUGAAGGGAAUAUUCCAGGGAGUGAAGGUGGUGCGAGGACCGGACUGGGACUGGGGCAACCAGGACGGAGGGGAGGGCAAGCUUGGCAAGGUGAUCGACAUCCGCGGCUGGGACACCGAGUCUGGCCGGAGUGUGGCUAGCGUCACCUGGUCCAACGGUACCACCAAUGUCUACAGGAUGGGCCACAAGGGCAAAGUGGACCUCAAAUACGUGUCGGACAUAGCAGGGGGUUAUUACUACAAAGAUCAUCUCCCAAAGCUGGGGGAGCAUGCAGAGCUGCAGAGACAGGAGAGUGCAGAUGGGCACACAUUCCAGCAGGGGGACAAAGUGAAAUGUCUCUUGGAGGUGGACAUCCUCAGGCAGAUGCAGGAGGGGCACGGAGGCUGGAACCCCAAGAUGGCCGAGUAUAUCUGCAGAAUAGGGACAGUGCACAGGAUCACAGACCGAGGGGACGUCAGAGUGCAGUACAGCAAUAAUAUCCGCUGGACUUUCCACCCAGGAGCCUUAACCAAGGUAAACACGUUUGGGAUCGGCGACCUGGUGCGAGUCCUGGACGAUAUCGACACGGUGAAGCGUCUCCAGGCAGGACAUGGCGAGUGGACAGACAGCAUGGUGCCUGCUCUGGGUCAGGUAGGCAAGGUGCUGAAGGUGUACGCUGACGGUGACCUCCGUGUGGCUUUCGGUGGCCAGACUUGGACCUUCAACCCAGCGUGCCUGUCGGCCCAGCCGGUGGAGGUAGACGCCAACCUGAUGACGGCCGAGAAUCCCAGCGAAUCAGGAAGUAAGAAGCCGGGGGCGGGCCCAGGGCGCAGCGCCUGCCACCGUAGCUCUCCCUCCUCAUCCAGUGAGCUUUGCACAGUGAUCUCGGUGCUGGAGAAGCUGCUUUCCCAGUCCACAGAACAGGACCACCCCGGCAGACUGGUGAUCGAGGCUGCCCACGGCAACUCCGCCAAGGUCCGGGAGCUGGUUCAGAGACACCCUGACAAGGUGGACAUUAAGAACCAGGGUAAGACGGCGCUGCAGGUGGCUGCUCACCAGGGCCAUAUGGAGGUGGUGAAGGUCCUGCUCCAGGCCAACAGCAACAUCGAGGUGAAGGACGAGGACGGCGACACCGCACUGCACUACACAGCUUUCGGGAACCAGGCGGAGAUUGCGAGGCUGCUGCUUAGCAAAGGAGCCAAGGUGAAUCUGCUGAACAACUCCAUGUGCACCGCCCUGCACAUCGCCGUCAACAAGGGCUUCACCGACGUGGCACGGGGGCUCCUGGAGCACGCAGCCGACGUCAACCUGCAGGACUCCUAUGGAGACACGCCACUGCACGACGCCAUCGCAAAGGACUUCCGGAACAUCAUCGAAAUCCUCACUGUCGUGCCCAACAUCGACUUCACCCAGCAAAACAACCGAGGCUUCAACCUGCUGCACCAUGCCUCACUGAAGGGCAACAAGCUGGCGACGGAGAUGAUUUUGGGUCGUGCACGCCAGCUAGUGGACGUGAAAAAGGACGACGGCUUCUCCGCUCUUCACCUUGCUGCACUCAACAACCACAAGGAGGUGGCUGAGAUCCUUAUCAAGGAGGGACGCUGUGACGUCAACAUCCGCAACAACCGCAACCAGACGCCGCUACAGUUGGCCGUCACACAGGGCCAUGGCGACGUGGUGCAGCUGCUGGUAGCCGAGGGCGCCGACGUCAACGUGGAGGACGAGGACGGCGACACGGCAAUGCAUGUGGCGCUGAGCCGGCAGCAGCUGGCCACGGCUGCUGCCUCCACUGAGGGAGAGGGUUCCUCCCUCUAUUCCCGGCUUAACACCUCAGGCUUGCUGGGCAACAUGGAGCUCAACGUGGGCGUGGCCAUCGCGUGCUUCCUGGCACAAGAGGGGGCAGACGUCAACUACGCCAAUCACAAGGGCAAGAGCCCGUUGGACCUGGUGCCGGAUGGCGCCGUGUUGCAGCUCAUCAAAAACUUCUCUGAGAAGCACAGGCUAGCACAGCUGCAGUCUGUAUCAUGUGGCACGGGCAGCGGCAGCAGCAGCCUGCGACGAGUGCACACCACGCCCAACACCAUGACCAACCUGGCCAUGCCCAACGCCCCGGGCCCCACCGAGUGCCUCAUCUGCUCCGAGCUGGCACUGCUGGUGCUCUUCUGUCCCUGCCAGCACAGCGUGGCCUGUGAAGAGUGCGCCCAUCGCAUGAAGAAGUGCAUCAAAUGCCAGGUGACCAUCACCAAGAAGAUCCGGCAAGACCAGACAGAGGUGGAGUGCAGCCCCAGUGCAGAGACUUCAGAGCAGCACCAACUCCUGGAGCAGCUGCAGUCACGCUACCGGCAGAUGGAGGAGCGCAUCACCUGCCCCAUCUGCAUCGACAACCACAUCAAGCUGGUGUUCCAGUGCGGCCACGCCUCCUGCAUCGACUGCAGCGCCGCCCUCAAGACGUGCCCCAUCUGCCGGCAGGCCAUCCGCGAGCGCAUCCAGCUUUUUGUGUGAUUUGGCCGUCAAAUGUGCCCCCCCCCCCCGAACACCCCCAUCCCGCUCACGCCGCUCUGCUGCGGGGUAAGAACGCUGAGCACCCGUGUCCGGAGUGCGCCCCCACCCCUCCGCUGGCAUCCUGAAGGAACCAAGGCAGGGUCGUCCCACUUUGGAUCCGAGCCUGCCCCCACAUUCCUGCAGCCGACAGGUCACCCAGAAGGAGUCGCCAAGCUGUGCAUUAAGAGGCUUCAGAGGACACUCGUCUGUUACGCCGUCUCCCCAGCGAGAACGUCGCUGGACGGAGACCCCAUCAAUCUCAUCCAUCAUCUUGUUUACAGAGGCUCUGACAAGUGAUAAUGACCCCCCCCAACCUCUGGUAUUUGUCUGAUUUUACUCAUUGCCCUUGUCUCACUCAUGGUCAUUUCUGUAAUUGUGUAUAUAUAUUGAAACAUGCGCACAUAUAUACAGGUGUGUGUGCAUAUUGUAAGUACAGAGCUUGUAUUAUUUGUGGUUAAAGGUACCAGUUACCUGUUUAUUUAUGUCCCAAAGGGUUUCCUAUUUAUGUGAAUCGUGUUCUUCUCCUAUUCACUCUGUAGAAACGCUCUGAACCUGUUCACCCCACCAUAUGCUGCUGUACUCAGGGUUCUGAAUCACAAAUCUGUCUAAUCACACCUGGCAUCUUGGACAGCGUACAAAUCCAAGCUAAAAGAACCCCCCCCCCUCAGUUUGGUUCAUGCUCACAUUUGAAAAUGUUUUAUUUGGUAGGGAAGGCCUCUUGGCUUCAGGCGCAAUGUGACUGACGUGAAAAUGGCCGCCGCAGGCCACCUGCGCAGAUUCCCACAGUCCUGUGAUGCCAUCCUGUUGUGUGGGAGCAUUAUUAUCUUGACAGCCGUAUCUGGAAAGGCCUUGGAUUUUACUGACACCCCUGACUGUCUUCACCUGGACUUCACCGCCACUGCACACACAUCAGGCUGAUCCACGCGGCAGUGUGACGGCGGUGUCGCAUCCGUUCAGCCAGAUCCCAGGAGUCCGGGCCUCCACGCUUCAGCUGCCUCUCUUACGUCGGUAGUCGAGAUUCUCGGCGUGCAUCGCAACAAAUUAGCAUGCCCUGUAGCCGCCGUGAGCUAAGGGGAGCCCUAAACCCCUUACCUGCAGUUGCGUUUUGCACAGCUGGAAAGUUGUUUUCUUUUUCUAAAACGUAAAAUAUAACGCACCAAAGCUGAAAAAUGCAGUCAGACGUAUGCAAAGGCUACUUUCUGUCACACAGUGUAAAGCCAAAGGUGCGUCCAUUUGACAGCCUUUGAAUGAAAUUUCAUUUUCUGUAUUUUAUUUUUAUUGUAAACCUUAUGCAUAAGGACUUAAAAGGGCAAAAUAUUUGUUUUGUGUGUGUCUGUCCUGGACAGUUUCUUUUCACAGAGGAAGAGGAAGAAGGUCCUCCCCAGAAUGAAAAUAAUAUUAUUCAACCACAAGAAUUUACACAGGCACAUUUUCUUUAAGAAGGGCUGCUGUAGAUAUAUACAUCUUUUUUUUUCUCAUGCUCAAUUUUGUGUGUUGUAGGGGCUUCACAGAACUGUCGCCUCCGCCUUGCUUGUUGGGGGUUCGGGCCGGUUAAAGUGCUUUGUGAUAACUGUUGUUAAAAGCACUAUAUAAAUAAAAUUGAAUUGAAUUGAAUUUUGAGGAAAAAACAUCAGUGUCUGACAUCAUAAGCUGUUUUAGGGGCCUUUUGUUGGAGGUUAGUAAGGACAAGUGGUGAAUUCAGUUUACCUUGAAGCCGUACUGCACCAGUGCCAAAUCCAACGUAGUGGGGAUGCCAGGGAUGUGCAAAGUGCGCUGAGCCCAUGUGAAGGACGCUUCAUUUACCCUGCUUAUUUACCCCAAGUGAAUACACCUCCAUCAGGAACCUAACAGACAUUACUUUAAAUUUUGUGUUAACAGAAAUAAAAUUGGAUGUGCAAAUAAAUGAAUGCAGUAUGUGUUGAAAAGGUGGAUGGAAUGUACAUUAACGGGGGGAAAUCCUUUGUACCUCACAGAAUGGCUAAUAGUAGUGAUUUUGGUGGCAUGGCCCAGCCAACAAGUUAGAAUCAGGCAUAAUACUGGGGAAAUAACUGAAUCCCAUAGUAUGUCUUUCCAAAGCAGUCCUCUUGUUUUCCCGAAUAAUAUGUCCUCUAUUAGUCCCCAGAGUCACUUCUUGCUUUUCUUUUUUUGUGCACCCGCUUUUAAGGUGGUGCAGUUGACUGAGAGGAGGCUGAUUUACUGUACUGGUGAAUUAGAAGUGAACUUCGGAGGUUUGCAGUAUUAUAGAACCUAAACACGGGGUCAGAAACCAUUAAUAAUUAUGACUAUCAAAACACUUUAUUUUUCAAGUAUUGUUUCUCAUCAUACUCCUUUUUGUUGGAGGCAAUUAUUUAAACUACAAACGUUAUAUAGUUGGUGUUUGUACAGCAUUUUUAGUUCUGCUGUUGGCCUUACUGAUAAUUCCUUUUGUUUUAUUCUGUAAAAUACAAUUUUGCAAUAAAUAUGGAAAUGUUUUAUAAGAA